AAUACCAUAGUAAAUUAAGAGCUAUACACCAUACUACAUACAUAUCUGCAAAAUCAUGGCAACAAUAAAAGUGCACGGAAGCCCUAUCUCAACGGCCACCAUGCGGGUUACUGCAACUUUGUAUGAAAAGGAGCUUGAAUUUGAGUUUGUAAGCAUUAACAUGAGGAAUGGUGAACACAAAAAGGAACCCUUCAUAUCACUCAAUCCAUUUGGUCAAGUUCCAGCUUUUGAAGAUGGAGAUUUAAAACUCUUUGAGUCAAGGGCGAUAACACAAUAUAUUGAUCAUGAGUAUGCUGAUAAGGGGACUAAGUUAACAAGCAGUGACUCCAAGAAGAUGGCAAUAAUGAGUGUGUGGUCUGAAGUGGAAAGCCUACACUACGAUCAAGUAGCAUCAAUACUUGUUUGGGAAUUGGGGAUAAAGACUUUAUUUGGAAUUCCUUUGGAUUCAAAUGUUGUGGAAGAGAAUGAAGCCAAGUUGGAUAUCAUUCUUGAUGUGUAUGAGAAAAGAUUGUCUAAAUCUAAAUACUUGGGAGGUGACUCUUUCACCUUGGUGGAUCUGCAUCACUUACCCUCCCUUUAUUACUUGAUGAAGUCACAGAGCAAGAAAUUGUUUGAAUCAAGACCUUAUGUUAGUGCUUGGGUGGCUGAUAUCACUGCAAGACCAGCUUGGUCUAAAGUCCUUGCCAUGAUACCUAAUUAAGACCUUUUUUUUGGGAUAUUUGGGUGUUGUUUUAUGGUUUAAGCAACUUUUUUGUGUGUGCUAUCUCCUAAUUUUUCAUUUUCCAUGUAUGUUGCAAUGGAAAUAAUAACUUUUUUUUUAAUGGAGGAAAUAAUAACUAGUGUUUUUGUUUGUUUUAA
Medicago truncatula (barrel medic) is the source of this 858-nucleotide messenger RNA. Its product is annotated as glutathione S-transferase PARB. The transcript is spliced from 3 exons. The coding region runs from base 56 to 700 and encodes 214 amino acids. Gene Ontology annotation, biological process: glutathione metabolic process. Gene Ontology annotation, molecular function: glutathione binding; glutathione transferase activity. Lineage: Eukaryota; Viridiplantae; Streptophyta; Magnoliopsida; Fabales; Fabaceae. Gene Ontology annotation, cellular component: cytoplasm. The record is from RefSeq and is a predicted model, not a curated record.